This is a messenger RNA of Geodia barretti, 531 nucleotides long. The record is from the annotation of a GenBank genome assembly. NCBI's taxonomy places the organism in Eukaryota, Metazoa, Porifera, Demospongiae, Tetractinellida, Geodiidae.
AUGACAGCCGAAGAGCUGCUUGACAUUCCAGACGAUGGGUUUCGGUAUGAGUUGGUGAGGGGGGAACUGGUAAGGAUGGCGCCUACCAAGAAUUAUCAUGGCGAGAUCGCUGCAUAUGUCACCGGAAGCCUUGUUCCCCAUGUCAGAAGGAAUAGUCUCGGCAAAGUUUACACUGCGGAAGCGGGGUUUACUCUCGCAUCCAAUCCUGCUCACGUGCGCGUGCCGGACAUAGGCUUCGUCCGACUCCAGAAUAUAGAGCGAAUAGGGCGUCCCGACAGCUUGUGGCCGGAGCCGCCAGACCUUGCCAUAGAAGUAAUCUCACCCAGCGACCGCUACUCUGAUGUGGAAGAGAAAGUCUUCGACUAUCUUGAAGCCGGAACGCAGAUGGUAAUUGUGCUGGAAUCGCGCACGCGCACGGCGAAGGUGUAUCGCUCGCGGACGGAUGUUACCGUGCUCACGGAAGCGGGUAUGCUGGACGGCGCCGAUGUGGUUCCGGGGUGGAGCAUGCCUGUGUCGGAGAUAUUCGACUAG